AUGAAGAAUACCCUAUUACUACUGCUGGCGGCGCAAUGUUCGCUGGUGGUUUGCCACCCGUACGAUGCCGCUGCUACAGCUAUAAUAGCUUUGCCUGAAUCGCAGGUCACGGCUUCCAUUCAAUCAUUGACACUCGAUGACAACGAGGCCAGAAAAUUUAAGAUCGGGAAAUACUGGGAACGAGAUGUGGUAGUGGCACGAGCGACAGAAUCAACUUCAAGUACAACGACCAGCUCGACUAGUACAACUUCCUCGACUAGUACAACUUCCACGACUAGUACAACUUCUUCGACGACUAGUACCUCCACUACCUCAACCACAUCUUCCACUUCUACUACUUCUUCUACUACAUCAACUGUCUCAUCUACUACCUCGUCGUCUACUACUGCUACUACCUCUUCUUCUUCAACUUUCACUAGCUCUACGACGACAACAAAUACCGCCACCACGACAACAUCCACAUCAUCUGCGACAAGCACUGAAACUGAGAGUGCUGAGUUGAAAGAAUGGAACCACAGAGGCAACAUAGCAGCAAUCGUUAUAGGAUGCUGCGUUAUCAUGUUGUUUGUAGGAGUUGGCUUGCUGUACUGCUACCGAGAUCGAGCCAAGGCGAAGCGUAUCGCAGCAAGAAAGCUUAGCGAGCAAUCAGAAAUCAUGAAGCAGCCAAUUGAGGACCCUUCAAUGAAAGGUUCAGAUACCUAUCUCCUAGCCGACCGCCAACUACCCAGAGCGGAAAGCCCAUUGUUGAAUGCAGACUACAACAACCCUUCUCACCAGAGCAUUCCAGGAGUCAGAGGCCAUUCCUCGCCUUCUGAUGUUACUGACCACGAGAAUUGGCAUCAAUGA
Penicillium taxi is the source of this 846-nucleotide messenger RNA. RefSeq lists its product as uncharacterized. Bases 1 to 846 code for a protein of 281 amino acids. The transcript has a single exon. NCBI's taxonomy places the organism in Eukaryota, Fungi, Ascomycota, Eurotiomycetes, Eurotiales, Aspergillaceae. The record is from RefSeq and is a predicted model, not a curated record.